Molecule: messenger RNA, 4529 nt
Organism: Symsagittifera roscoffensis
Lineage: Eukaryota; Metazoa; Xenacoelomorpha; Acoela; Convolutidae
Biological process (GO): Rho protein signal transduction
Molecular function (GO): guanyl-nucleotide exchange factor activity
Source: RefSeq, a predicted model, not a curated record
CGUCAGUCGGACGCAAGUUCAUUUUCCAAACAAAACCCGCUGCAAGUGAAGAAAAACAGAAAUGUCGCUUAUGCCAGGAAGAGUGCCAGAAGUUGAUAAAUUCAGAUAAUUUUCGAUCCAGUGCUUGUUCAGAGCAGCAGAAGUCUGAAUCUGAAGUGGGAGAAAUUAGAAGAAAAGUGCCGACGGAGAUAGUGGGGUGGCAAGUAUUAUUCCCCCCAACACGUUACCCCCCUCAAAUGCUGUGAGCUCUUCAAGUUCAAAGCCCUUCCCAACAAAAAGAAAAGAAAAGCUCCGUGUGCAACAGCAGUGUUUGGUAAAAAGAGCUUCUCAAAGCGAACACAAUGAUUACAAGACAUUGUGAAAGGCCCGUCUCUUCAAAGCCGAAAUAUACUAACCAAUUACUCGAAUUGCGCUAAAAAGCCAUCAGCGAACCCUGCUAGCCUGGAACUCUCGAAUUACUCCAAUUUGAUUUAUACCACUGCUUAUGUUGUGUCUGUUAAUGAUUCAGAUGAAAACAGUAAAAACCUCCCAUCCAGUACAGAUUAUCAAGCCUUAACUAGUUUAUUGUUGAACGAACUGCAAGGAGUCGAGCAAAAAAGGAUUUCUGAUUGGCCCGCGACAACAGGUCUCGAAGUCGGGCGCAAGUGCCGAGCCGAGUGGGCUCGUUGGACCCAGCCAUUAAUUUGACAUUUAGUUCAGACUCUCAGCAAUCUUUGAGGUCGCACUCUUUUUCAGUCACAUUUGACCAGCGAAAUAUGUCGAAUAUUUCAAGAAAUGAUUCCAUUGCUAGUGAUUCUCGUGGCGGCAGCUUUGGUAGUCGCUUUACUCUUUCGAGGAAGCUCUCAUUUAAAUUCAGAAAGUCGAACACUCCAGCAAACAAAAAUCAACCUGCAGCUCCAAUCCAGGACACUGGUUAUCAUCGAAAUAGCAACAAACUGGGCGCAAAUAACCUAGAAAUGAAUCACAACAAUUCCAAGAGACCUUUUCGCAUUCCAGACUUUUUCAGAAGGAGCCGAGCCAAAUCAACAGGAUCAUCGCCUUUCUUGCAUAAUCCAAACAAUAGGGUGAAUAUUAUCCCUCAAAUAUCAAUUGAAGCACCAAGAAACGACGUUGCGUGCCAACUCAGCUCCCAGAAAACGUUUUCCGAAAUCGGAACCCAAACAUCGCAAGCCGACUCACCUUCGAUCCGAAGUCGGUGCAACAGUCGACGAAACAGUUCGCUGACGCAUCAAAUGCGAAUCAAGCAGCUUUCAAACAGCGACUCAGAAGCUGAAAUUGAAGUUGAAUCGAAAGACGAGAGCGUCGUCUCGGAAAAUGAUAACCAAGCAAUCGCAAGUGCUCCUGCGCCCGCACUGCCGUCGAUCAUCGUAACCGACAACAAUGAAAAGUACCUCGGAAUCCGAAGAAAAAUCUCGUCAUAUUGGCGCCGAAUGUCGCUCGAGUACUCAUCUGACGAUAGCCGACGGGGCAGUUUAAGUCCGAAUAUCAGUCGUCGGAAUUCGGCGACGAAUGCCGAGUCAGUAACUUCGGGGGCUGCGAGAAACUUUGCGUAUGGGAGAAAGGCGAGCGAGGGUCCCUUAAUGGACAAGUGGUUUCCUUCGUUGCUACAGCGAAUGACAAACACGGCGUCCGCUGAUUGGCUGCCAAUUUCAACAUCAAAAAGUGUCCCGGAGCAGCAUUCGGAUCAAUCAGAUUUUAGCAGUGCUUUGAGGGGCUGCACUAUUGAAAUAAUAGUCGAAGACACUGAAAUGGGCGUCACAGUUCCCGUUGUCAUCGACGAUGAACAGUCCUCGGAGGACUUGGACUGCACUUGUUGCACCUCUAAAUACUCACAAAACUGUCCCAACCCUCAGUGUCAGUUUUACUAUUCUCAUUAUCAACAAAUCGAUAUAGCCCCAACGUUGGCAGAUCCUGAGACAUUCGAAGACAGUCUGGAUCUCGUAUUCGCCCGCAGUCCGGGGUCUAUAACCGAAUCGAUUUCGAUUCCUGGACCAAGCGAAAGGCGUGAGUCGGGCAGCAUGGAGAUCAUGCAAGGUUUCAGGGCACGCAAGUGCUCCAUGCUGCAGGUUCCGCAGCCGCACUUAGACGAGCGGGUGGUGAGUCUAUGGCUGAGAGAGCGUCUUCCAUCGAAGCUCCCCCCUAGCACAACUGUUGUAGAGGAUUUGCCCUGCGAGCCCCCACCCUCCAGUGCGUUGAAUCAGCGAAGGCGGGCCACUGCUGGGUUAUCACAGGCGCCCAAAGUGGACAGUGACUUAGAAGACAAAAUGGACAGCCUAACCAACACUCCUGCUAUGGUGCGUCGCUUCGCUCUCACCAAACAAACAUCGACGACCACCAAAUCAACAACGAGCCCCCAAGACACACCAGAGGCCUCUGGAUCGCCUCCCACUUACAACAACUCCCCCUCAAACUCGACAGUCAUGUGCUCAACUGUCAAAUGCUCACGUCCCAAAUUGUCCCAACUGCGGGGUAACAACCGGGAUCCUGACGAUAUCUCGUCUCCUGCCGAACCCCCGCCCUUUUUCUCGGACAAAAUUGACCCUGAGAGGUGCGAAGAUGUUCCAAGAGGGAGUGAGGGCCACGAGUUUGCCGAGGGUAGUGCUUUGGUGUUGGGCAUAGGUCAACAGGAGAUUGACCCCGCAGAAGUGACUCUUGCCGACAUCCAGAGCAGAAGUUACCUCUAUUGGAAUGACACAGACAGUAUAGGAGAGGCCGCUGCAUAUGAAAAUAAAAAGCAGAAAACUCCAAUUUCCUGGAACAUCUUCAAGAGUGGAAAAAAACAGACGUCAGAACAAGCGGAGUUCCAGCUUACGUUGGAUACACUCAAAGUGGUACCCAUAGACCACCACCUCAUCCAUCUGCGGGACAAGACGUGGCCGGAGGUUAUUGCUGACGUAAACCCCAGGGCAGCGAGGAACAGCAGCCAGUCGAGUGUGGGGGAGGACGAAAAGAAAAGGAGGGAUGUCGUGUGGGAAUUGUUCACGGCCGAACUAAACUAUCUCGUGGAUCACCUUCUCGUCAUGUCAAAUGUCUUCCUGGAACCCCUAAAAGAGUCUCAGUGCGAAGGAUUUCUUCUCAAUAUGGAACCAGUCAAAAUAUUCGCCAACCUAGAAGACCUCUGCAAGGUCACUUCGGUUUUCUGCUCCGAGAUGCACCACUACAUAUUCCGAGCACCUCCCAUAUUUGGCAGUGCCUACGGAAUAUCCAAAGUGUUCCACAAGUUUGAGCACCAAAUCUGUCCCUCCUAUCAACGCUACUGCAUGAACUACUCCAACGCCCUCUCCUACAUGGAACACCAGCUGAGAGGAAAUGUGCCCUGGGAAAUGUUUGUGCGCCACUGCGAAAGGGAUUCCAGGUGCAAACGACUGAAGUUGACGGACCUUCUGGUGGCCCCCAUGCAACACUUGACAAAAUACCCUCUGCUGCUGAAGACUAUCAGAAAGAAGACAUUCGACCACAGGGAGCGCAAACUGCUACAGGACGCCAUCUCAAACGUCGAGGCAGCCAUUAAGAGCGUCGAAGGUCAAGUGAAGUGGCUGAAGAAUUUCGAGAGACUGCAGGAGCUGUCUAAACAGAUCCAGUGGUUUUCAGUCCUCGAACAGGAGCCGAGGCCACACCUCCCAGAGUCAUUGAGGCAGAGAAUUCGAGAAGGUUCUAUGGAAAGGAUCAUUGCAAGUCCGCUUCGAAAUCUACGAUACGAAGGCCAAUUGUCCAUGCUGGAAAACACGAAACACAUUCCAGCCUAUUUGUUUCUCUUUGACGAUAUGCUGCUAGUCACAAAACUGAGGAAAGUUAAAAAGGGCAGUUACAGUGAUGAUGAUCCACCCUUGUCAGCCAGCAGUUCGGACCCAUUCCACCGACGAUCGAUAGGGGGCAAAUAUGCAAACAGAUACAUGGAGCAACCUUUGUUCGUGGUCAUAAAACAGCCCAUUCCGCUGGACCGUCUGGAAGUGCACCCGGUGGAUAAACAGGCGGCCUCCAGCAGUGGCCUGAAGAACGCGUUUGUGCUGGUCCACAUCAGCCGCUUCCAGCAGAUCAUCGCACUCUGCCUUCUUCAAGCCAAAGACGACUCCCUCAAGUCUGCUUGGAUUAAACAGCUGAAGGAGGCCAAACUUAACUGGGAGGGACUAUUGAAUCAGAAACAGGCAUAUCAAGACAGCCAGAAACAGUCAACACAACCACAGCAACAGGCCAGUGCCACCAUUAUCAGUGCUACCAACAACACUAAUAACAACAGUAUUCUCGACAGCCAAAGUGCCAGUUCCCAGAUACCUCGACCUUCAAUUGUACACGAAAUGACGGCUGAUGCAGUUUCCGCCUUUGUCACAUCCAGUUCGAUGACAUAACUGUGCUAUACCUCUUGUUACAUCAUUUUACCAUAUUGAGAUGUCAAAGCUUUAUUAAGGAAGAUUUGCGUAAUUUGAUGGCCCGGCGACCGAGAAUCUAAUCAUAGACGCUGUUUUUCAGCUUUCCUAUUAUUGUUGUUGAUUGAUGUUGUUUAGAUAGGGUUGGUUAGUCACACUAUAUAA